CAAAAGGAGAGAGAUUUAGACCAAUCAAACCAGCCACCGAUGCAGCUUUUGUCCUUUACGAAUCCACCCAAUGGGAAACUCGACCGAACCCGGCAACCCAAAAGUACAGCACAGUCACAGAGAGACCAGCAGCAGCAGCUGCAGCUAUGGCUACUAGCUCACUCAAUAUAAAACUCCGAUCUUGUCUCCACUAAACCCAUAAAUCUAGUAAUAUUCACCACUCUUCCUCCUAAAAGCAUCACAAUCCAAGCUCAGAAUCCAUGGAUUGAUAACAACCAGCAAAGGGAAAACCAUGAGGAAGCACAAGAAUCUGGCUUCUUCUCAGAGCCUAGGCGCAUUCCCAAUCCCCGGCCAGGCGGCGGCGAGAAGCUAUUACCAGGACAGCAGCAACAAAGGGUGGUGCUCGGAGCGGGUGCCGCAUCCCUCGUCGGCGGCCGCCCGGCAGCGGGGGAUUACUGGGCUGACCCCGUUUUACAGCGGGAGGGCGGUGCCGUCCAAAUGGGAGGACGCCGAGCGGUGGGUCAGCAGCCCGGUGAUGGGUCACGGCGCCGGGAGCGAGUCUCAUCAUCAUCUUCAGUCUCAGGCUCAGUUUCAGAAGCGACCCAAGUCGAAGAGUGGGCCGAUUGUGGCCCCUGGCGUGGUGCAUUACUCCAACUGUUCGCCUGCGCUCCAGGUGCUCGACGCUGGGUCUCUGAGAAAUUUCGUGGUCAAUUCGCCCUUUUCCACUGGGGUCUUGAUGCCUAAUGGUGUCGGCUUGCAUUAUGGAGCUGGUGGGGGAAGGAAUCAUGGUGUUGGUGUCGGUGGUGGUGGUGGGAGAGGCGAUGUCUCGAGGUCAGUUAGUGUCCCUGUUUGGUCAGAUUUGGUCAGUGAUUCUUCACUGCCUAGCUCCCCAGGAGUAUAUUUCGUUGACACAGAUGAGAGAGUAGAAGAGGAUAUGAUCAAUGAAGAAAAUACUGUUAGUCGUGUUGUUUCAAGAAGGGAUAUGGCAACCCAAAUGAGUCCAGAUAGCAAAAGCAACCACUCAUCUCCAAGGAGGUCUUCUCCACUAGCUAUUUUAGAUUCAGGAAGUAGAGAGCAUCCUUGUAAAAUGGAGAUCAGGGAAGUGCAGGUUGAUAAGAAGGCUACUGUAACAAGUUGGUCCACAAAGCGUUCUUCUGCUUCUACAGUCCAGAAAAGAUUGCCACCUCCCGCGGAAUUCCAUCACAAUGCCAUGGCUCUUGCUAACAGUUGUUCUUGGGAUAUCACUGAGGCAGUUUCAGACUUCUCAAAGAUCCAAAGAGAGGAAGCCAAAAUCACAGCAUGGGAGAACUUGCAGAAGGCAAAAGCCGAGGCUGAGAUGCGAAAGCUCGAGAUGAAACUCGAGAGGAAGAGAUCAUCAUCAAUGGACAAGAUCUUGACGAAACUGACAACGGCACAAAUGAAAGCUCAGCAAAUGAGAAGCUCAAUGUCUAGCACGCAGGAGCAACAAAUCCCUAAAAGAUCUCGGAAAUCCAAAUCAAAGUCCAAGUACCCUCGGUUUCGUUCCAUGAGAUGCUGCUUCACCUGCCAUGUUUUCUAGUCUCUUUUCUUGUCUUCGCUUAAGCCAAGAAACUAGUAUCAAUGUAGUGACUUUAUAAGUACAGAGCCGUAUGACCAUUAUGUAUACUGCUAGUAGGAUUUAACAGCAAUCAAUUCUCAGAACUCAGUCAUACUUUAUCCAUGAAGCUUUUGUUCAUGUCGCACAACUAGUUCAAAAAGACAUCUGGGCUUACAGCUACACUACAAGUCUACAAUACAGUCAACCUGAUCAAA
Linum tenue is the source of this 1791-nucleotide messenger RNA. NCBI's taxonomy places the organism in Eukaryota, Viridiplantae, Streptophyta, Magnoliopsida, Malpighiales, Linaceae. The record is from the annotation of a GenBank genome assembly.